This is a messenger RNA of Tinamus guttatus (white-throated tinamou), 388 nucleotides long. Its product is annotated as beta-microseminoprotein. The record is from RefSeq and is a predicted model, not a curated record. NCBI's taxonomy places the organism in Eukaryota, Metazoa, Chordata, Aves, Tinamiformes, Tinamidae.
CAUCCAAAGACUUUGAGCACUUUGGAAUCCACACAUUGUACAAUGAGGAGCUUUUUGGCUUUCCUUCUUGCAAUGGGCAUCGUAGUGGCGCUGAGCGAUGCGUACUGUUUUACAAAAAGGAACACUGCAGAGCAAUCUGGCAAAGGCUGUAUCCUGAAUGGAAAAUUAUACCCCUUUGGAGAAAUAGAAAGGACAGAAGACUGCCUCAGCUGUAGCUGCAAUCGAAAGGAGAUGCGUUGCUGUAGCCUCUAUCAUACUCCUGUUAAUUACGACAAAGAGAGAUGCAAAGUAGUUUUCAACAAGAAAACCUGCAAUUACGACGUGAUAGAGAAGGAUGAUCCCUCAAAGGAAUGUUUUGUAUAUUCCCGUGUGGGUUAAUAUCAGACCU